Necator americanus (New World hookworm) is the source of this 693-nucleotide messenger RNA. RefSeq lists its product as uncharacterized. Gene Ontology annotation, cellular component: membrane. Lineage: Eukaryota; Metazoa; Nematoda; Chromadorea; Rhabditida; Ancylostomatidae. The record is from RefSeq and is a predicted model, not a curated record. The transcript has 6 exons. Bases 1 to 693 code for a protein of 230 amino acids.
AUGUCGGAUGUGUCGGACUCCUUCUCAGCUUGGGAGACCUUGCCGGAGGACGAACCUCCGCUGUGCAUCGCAGUUCGACGCCCAGUGUCACCUCCACGCCACUAUGAGGCGGGUGUGAAGUAUGAGAAAACAAAUCAGUCUUUUAGUCUUAGUUUGCUGUCGGUUACGUUCAGCUUCAUACCUAAAAACUGGAAUAGUUACUGCCGACCUUUUCUUAACAUGGCGUGGCAACGAAGUUUACUGCAUGUUUUUGCUCUGGGCCAACUCUGUGCCUUGUUAUCUCUCAUUUCGUACUGCUUUUCUCACACCUCCACAUUGGAAAGAGUCCCGCAAAUAUUGUUCUUAGGCUUCGCAUGCCUUGCUGCUUUUAUAUGCACUGGUAGUACAAUAGCAUUUGCCGUCUUCUCAUAUAUGGUAGAGUACCGUUUUCAUCACGUUUCCGUAAGCGGAGUUUACGAAAAACAUCGCGGUUACUCAUUCCACAUAGCCACCGCUGGUUCACUGUUAUAUGUUGUCUCUUUAUUUCUAUCCACACCGUAUACUCUACUGGUGAUCGGUCGAAAUUCAUCCUCCAGGAGCACAAUUGAUCGAAGCGGAACUACGAGCAACUGCGCGUUUCACAUGCCACAUCGCUCCCGUGAAGAAGACUUUGCAAUGCGUAUACUUCCGCGUGUUUUCGGGAAGGGAAGAUGA